This is a messenger RNA of Penaeus chinensis, 2900 nucleotides long. RefSeq names its product glypican-6-like. Bases 68 to 1474 code for a protein of 468 amino acids. Gene Ontology annotation, biological process: regulation of signal transduction; regulation of protein localization to membrane; cell migration. The transcript has 8 exons. Lineage: Eukaryota; Metazoa; Arthropoda; Malacostraca; Decapoda; Penaeidae. Gene Ontology annotation, cellular component: extracellular region; synapse; plasma membrane. The record is from RefSeq and is a predicted model, not a curated record.
AGCAUCUUGUCAUCCCACAGAACUUUUCCGGAAACUCCUGAACUACAGCCGGAAGAAUUUUGAUGAUAUGUUCCAGAAGACUUAUGGAAUCCUGUACAAGCAGAAUGCAUUUGUUUUUACUGGACUCUAUGACAAUUUGGAGAAUUACUAUAAUUCUGGGAAAAUCAACCUACAGGAUGCAAUGGAUGCAUUCUUCAAGGAGCUUUACCAGCGCAUGUUCACUGUCUUUAAUUCUCAGUAUACAUUCAAUGCAAAGUAUUUACGAUGUGUAACACGUCACAUGGAAGAACUUCAGCCAUUUGGUGAUGUCCCACAGAAGCUGACUACACAAAUUAAACGAAGCUUUGUUGCUCUUCGAACUUUUGUUCAGGGCCUUGCCACAGGGAGAGAUGUUGUGCGAAAUGUCCUCAAGGUGAAUCCAAGUGUAAGCUGUGUCCAUGAACUCAUGAGGAUGACUCAUUGCUCAACUUGUGAUGGUCACCAGGGAGUGCACCCUUGCCUGCCAUAUUGCAGGGAUGUGAUCAACCUCUGUCUGGCCCACCACCAGCCACUUAUUACUUACUGGAUUGCUUUUGUUGAUGCAAUGGUUGAUGUUGGUGAGAGACUAGAAAACCCAUUUAAUAUUGAAAAUGUUGUAGAACCUGUCAACUUCAAGGUGUCAGAUGCUAUAAUGAACUUCCAGGAGGCUGGCCAUGAUAUAUCCAAUAAGGUGUUUCAGGGCUGUGGAUCACCACGACUUGGACGGCGCAAGAGAGCAGCUGUGGGACGUGGAGAAUUGUCUCAGGAAUUUUUAGACUUUAGUGGAGGCAAACGUGAAGAAAAGAGAGAAAGUGAAAACUUCUCUAUCAGCAGACAUGUUCAUGAGAUCAAGACCAAGAUCAAGAAUGCACGCGACUUCUGGGGUGAAUUACCAACCAAAAUGUGUAAAGAUGCUGUCCAUCAAAGUGCUACCAGCUGCUGGACUGGCACUAAACUUGGCAAGUACGAAAUGAAGAACAUAAAUGCCACAGAGCCAUACCAUAGCUCAGACAUGGACGAGCAAAUUAUGCGCCUGAAGGUGAUAACAAGCAAGUUGAAGGAGGCUUACCAUGGUCGUAAUGUUUCAUGGAUUGAUGAUGAGUCCUGGUUAGGCAGUGGUAACAAGCAAGAUGAUGAUAGUGACUCUGAAGAUGAAGGGAGUGGCAGUGGCUGGCACUCUUCAGGUCACUAUCCCCCUGAUGAUGAAGAUGCCUAUCUUGGCUCUGGUGGUGGAACUGAUUAUGAAAUUUAUAAAAGUACUGAUGGAUCAGGUGACAAGACGUACAUAACCAAUGUUAGAAAGCCAGAUAAAUCAAACCCACCUCCAAAACCCACUUUUCCAAAUGUGACUGACCAGCCACCCUCUGCUGCUGCCAAAGAAACCAUGUCUCUCUCCCGUGCCAUCACCAUCUACAUGCUGCCAGCCUUCAUAAUGUUUCUUGGGUCUCUGGCCUAAGAGUGUCUCCGUUUUGUAGCUCAAACCCUGGUGAAGGUGAAACCAGGAUGAAUCAGGGAGUGGUGUGGAACAGACAAAAAGCACCAUCAGGAAUUAUUGAUGUUAUGUGCAUGUGGUCCUUGCUGUCUGUGGCUGCAGUGAUGCAGUUUGACAGUAAUGGGGACAAGGUCACCACAAGUUUCACAGUGUCACAAAGUUUGUGUAAAAAUGACUGACUAAUCACAGUGACAAGAAAAAUCCAAUUUUUAUAUUAAGACUGUUUGCUUAGUAAUGAGGCCAAGAAUAUAAGUUACAUGAUAUGAGUCAUAUCAGAAUAUGAAAUGAGUAAUUGCAAAUAUAGAAACAAUCAGACAUCUCAGUCAAGGGAGUUAUAUCUGUGUGUGUGUGUGUGUGUGUGUGUGUGUGUGUGUGUGUGUGUGUGUGUGUGUGUGUGUGUGUGUGUGUGUGUGUGUGUGUGUGUGUGUGUGUGUGUAUGGGUGUGCAUGUGCGUGUGCGUGUGUGUGUGUGUGUGAGCGCGUGCAUGCACGCGCAUACGUGCAUGCAUGGGUACAUGCACGUGUCACCAGCUCUAAUAGAUGUGGAAUAAAGUGGAGGAAGUGCAUAGUGAGGAUAAGAAUGCAGUGGAUAUUUAUACUGCUUGAGGAUAAUGAAGAGCAUCCUCAUCUUGGUGUGCACCAAUUCACUUGCGCAUGUUUUGUAUUUUGAAAAGUUUAAAACUGAUCAUAAUAUAUUCAAAACUGAAGGAUUAUAGUUCUUAUGAAUCUAUCCUUGACAGGUGUCCCUUCCAUGCAAAAAUUAGUGUGCCAUGAGUCUGGACCUAUGUAGCAUUACUCUAUUUUAUUUAUUAAUGUACAGUAGUUUAUAUUGAAGCUUUUUAAAUCUGGGUAAUCAUUCUGUUUGUUACUUUAGCAAUUCUGCAAAUUAGUGUAAUUUUCAUUAUACUGAUCUGCAGCUUUAUACAAGUCCAAUUUUUUUUUUUUUUGUAUUGUGGCCAUGAGACAAAUAUUUUAUAUUUCAAAAUGGAAAAAGAAUAGUAGGAAAACAUUUUGUGUAACUUUUCAUUAGGAAAUAAAUGCAUGCAUUUAUUUUGUCGCUGUGAUAGGUGAAAACAUCAAAUAUAAUCCUGGUCGUUAAUCAAAACUUGCCCGUCCAGGCAUAAAAUAUAUCGGAAUCCUGUUGGAUGUAGUUAAUUUCCAUGGUACAGUAUGUUUUUUUUUAUAUAUAUAUAAUUUCUUUUAUUAUUUUCCUUUUUGUAUUCAUAAGUGUGUACGAAUGAAUCAUUUGUGUGUGUGUGUAUGUGUGUGUGUGUGUGUGUGUGUGUGCAUGUGUAAACUGCAUAUACCCUUUGUCUCUCAUAGAGUGAAACAUCAUUUCUUACAUCAUCCUGUAUCAUUACAUUGUCAUGUGUUAUAAUGUAUCCAUGUAA